GAAGUGUCGUGUCGUAUUUCCGAGCCUGGCAGCUCAAAUGUCCGAGGAGUACCUGAAUGCAGCACAGCGGCUGACGAGCGGAGCUGACGGUUCGUGUCGAUGCUGUGACAAGGCACAACAAACAUACUGCAGCUCAGCAUGGAGGGCUCCACAGAGGCACCAGCCACUGACUCCUCAGCACGCACCUUCUCCCAGGUGGUGUUCAUCGACAUCCCCUACUCUUACCCACCUUCAACCCCCGUCACCUGCUGCUACACACUCACUGCUGCCUUCCAGCCAAACCCCAGGGACUGGGUGGGCAUCUUUAAGGUAGGGUGGAGCACAACAAAGGAUUAUCAUACCUUUGUGUGGGUGGAGCCAUGCCUGGAUGUGGUAGGGCAGCAGUCUGUGACAAGAGAAGCUGUUUUUAAGGAUUACUACCUGCCUAAGGAUGAGAUCGAGUUCUACCAGUUCUGCUACGUUGACAGUACUGGCCAAGUUCGAGGAGCCAGCACUCCUUUCUGUUUCAGAAACCCAGUAGAGCAAAGCAUGGAGAGCAGCCCGGACGAUGACCUCCUGGUUAUUACAACACAGGAACAGGUCGAGCAGAGCGUACGUGAGAGAACUGAACUGCAGAAAGAGUUGGAUCAGAUAAGGGAGGAAAAAGAAAACUUAAAAAGAGCUCUACAGAUGGAACAGCAAGAAGCCGCCAGCUUGAAGGGGCAGAAUGAACAGAAAGAGAAAGAAAUGAGUCAACUGGUCAAAGAACUGGAUCAAAUCAAGGAGCAAAAUGAAAACUUAAAAAGCAACUUACAGCAACAGCUGAAAGAAACGGACCAGUUAAAGGCGGAGGUCUUGACCCAAAUGACAAAGCAGAUGGAGAUACAGCAACAAAAUGUGGCUGAGCAGAAAAAAAAUAAUCAAAGCUUGAUUAUAGACGGAGCAUCAAGACAAAAUGAGACACGCGCUCAGGAGAAAUACGACCAAGCUGUGAUGAAGAUCAACCAGCUGAAAGAUGAGCGUGAGGAGCUGAGAGGGAGGGUUGAUGCGCAAAGUGUGGAGAUUGCCACGCUAAAUUCCAAACUCAGAGAAGAAGAAAGGGAACUGUUCAAAAUGAAAGACAGCAUCCAGCUCCUGCAGAUUGACCUUCAGAGCAGUGAGAAAGAGAAGGAGAGGCUCUGUGUAGAGCUUCAAAGGUCGCAAAGCCUCGCGCAGAACAUGGACAACGUGAAGAGAGAGAACCAGGAGUUACAUAGGAGGCUGUCGCAGCAGGAGACUGUGCAGAACUGUCCAGAGGAAGAUCUAAGGGUGCAGCAUCAGACUCUUGCCAGCCAGCUACAGGACGCUCAGGCGAAGUUGGCAGCUGAGAAGGACGAGUCCAAAAACACCAGGACACGAGCCGAGUAUCUGGAGAGAGAGCUGCUGCAAGUCAGGGAGCAGCUGGAGAAUGUGAUCUUAUCAUGUGACCAGGCACAACGGAAAAGUAGCAAACAAGAGCUACAACUCAGAGAGGCACACGAGAUGAUCGCAGACAAAGACGGCAUCAUAGACGACAAGGAACACAUGAUCAAGCUUGUGAAUCAAGAGAAAGAAGAGCUUGCUAGAGAAAACCAGAAUCUCAUUAGUGAUAUCGAGGGGCUGCGCAGAGCUCUUGCUGGCUUCCACGCAGCUUCCCCCGCCGACUCGCCACACACGCAGCCUGGAACCACCUCACCAGCUGGCACCACUUCAACCACCUUUGAAUGGCAACCGCAGGACACAGCUGAAGAGGUUCAGAACCUGUAUGAGACCAUAGGGAGCGUUGGAGACCCAGAGGAAGAGCUGUCGUUGGUGUGUCGUCACUGCCAGGAGAGGUUCCCUCUCAUAACCCGACACGAACUGGAGCAGCACGAGCAGUGUCACCGAGUUUGUCCCUUCUGCACGAUGAUCUGUGACAACAUGGAGCAGUCUGUGUUUGAAGAUCACGUCUACAGCCACGAGUUGUGAGAACGGCACCGGGUAAAAAAAAAAAAAUGUGCCGUUGGGUAUGAUUCAUAUGUCUGGAGGGAAAAAAAAAACGUCUUACAAGUUUGGUGGUCGUGUGUAAAGGACCACACUGAUAUUUUUGCACAUUUCUUACUAAUUUACUGCAAAUUAAAUAGACUUUACAUUACUGUUGACCAUUUUCCAAAGUUUUUGGGCGGUUCUACCUUCAACACAGCGAUUAGUGUCCAUCAUGUGUCCAGUAUGCAGGAAGAAUCAGCUGGCAGAGACUUGAAACCUGCCUGAGUUAUGUAAUCCAUCACAGUGACCUUCAUGUCCUCGUUUAUUUUGGUCAGACGUUAUCUUAUCAUUUCACGGUAAUGCAUUUAAAAGUGGAGCUGGUUGUGAAAGGUUUGCAGUGGAUUGCCACACAACUGGGCAUUGUUUCAAAUGUUUUGAUACCUCCAGAGUUUGUUUAAAAAAACAACACUUUUCAUUUUCAUUUAACCAAAGAAGCCAAAGUUCUCAAAUGCUGUCUAAACACAAGCAGAUGUAUUUUUCCUAAUCAAAAAAAAGCCUAAAAUUAGCCUUUGAAUUCACAUAUUAAGCAAGCGUUCACACAAAUUUUCUUCUUACAGUGUGUGUGUGUGUGUGUGAGAAGUACAAAAUAGUCUUUACUUCCACCGUGUGUGUGUGUGUGUGUGUGUGUGUGUGUGUGUGUGUGUGUGUGUGUGUGUGUGUGUGUGUAAUGAUUUAAUAAAAAAGAUGUGAUGUAAGAUGAAAAUUUGCGAGUGCUUUAAUGGGCUUUUGCUACUGGAUGGUACAUGUAGCACCCUAAAAGAUGUCAAAUAUAAAAGGUGAGCAGAGCCCGUUCCUCCCUUUUGUUUUGUAUAAAAUUGGCAAAAUUCUGAUUUCAAUCAGGAAUUAUCUGAUCAACGAGGAAAUAAACAAGAUUAUGAAUCUGACUGGACGUGUCAGCUUUCGGUAUGAUCUUUUUUAGAUUUUCAGUGCUAUGAAAAAAAUACAGUCAGUACUAAAAAAGUACAGAUGUUCGAUACGCAGCCCUACACAACACUUCUAUAAAAUAAGUAGUCCAAAAAUAAAAGUAGGCUUGAUGUUCACCGUUAGAAAUGACCUAAAUUAAGUUUGAAACCUCUAAAAGCUGAUUUUGAUAUUGCCCUAAAAUGAAUGGAAAACUUUUUUUUUUUAGUAAAGAUAUAUAUGAUUUGUAGUAAAUAGGCUAAAACAUGCUUAAACAAUAGAAUGGCCCUUUAAGUAGAUGCAAUUUAAAAUUAAGCAUGGCACAUUUAAAACUUUAUAUAUUAACCACAAUUCUUCAUUUACAGUAUAGCUUGGCACUUAUCUCUGAGCAAAAUCUGAUCUACUAUAACCAGAUCAUACUGAAGUGUUUAUUUACCAGAGUAUGUUGAUUUGAAAAUGUAUAUGAAAGAAUGAAUUGUUGAUUGGAGGUUGAGCAAUGUAACAAGUGAAUUUAUGGCAAUGAUCAAUUUAAAUGAAUAAAUGUAAGUGCAUUUUAAGUCCUGCUGACAUAAUAAAAGUUGAGUUAAACUGGUA
Siniperca chuatsi (mandarin fish) is the source of this 3516-nucleotide messenger RNA. It is a transcript of the gene calcoco2, whose product is annotated as calcium binding and coiled-coil domain 2. Bases 139 to 1965 code for a protein of 608 amino acids. The record is from RefSeq and is a predicted model, not a curated record. The transcript is spliced from 15 exons. NCBI's taxonomy places the organism in Eukaryota, Metazoa, Chordata, Actinopteri, Centrarchiformes, Sinipercidae.